This is a messenger RNA of Rosa rugosa (rugosa rose), 1631 nucleotides long. Its product is annotated as tryptophan--tRNA ligase, chloroplastic/mitochondrial. Gene Ontology annotation, cellular component: chloroplast; mitochondrion. The record is from RefSeq and is a predicted model, not a curated record. Bases 66 to 1319 code for a protein of 417 amino acids. Gene Ontology annotation, biological process: tryptophanyl-tRNA aminoacylation. NCBI's taxonomy places the organism in Eukaryota, Viridiplantae, Streptophyta, Magnoliopsida, Rosales, Rosaceae. Gene Ontology annotation, molecular function: tryptophan-tRNA ligase activity; ATP binding. The transcript is spliced from 15 exons.
UCGUCGAGACACAUAUAAAGGAGCGUCGGAUAAAAUUUCCAAAGCCGCGAAACCAAGCAAAGGCCAUGGGUCGCUUAGUCCUCUCUCACUUCCUCACCAUCUCCAACUCUUCUCCUCGCCUCGCUUCUUCCUCACUGCGCGCGCGUGGAUUUCAAAUCAGGCACUUGAAAGGAGCUAGUUCAAGUCCUCAGAAUUGGCUUCCGAGUCCACGAAGCUCCGCCGGAUUCCGAUGCUGUUGCAGCGUUUCGCUCGCGCAACCGGCUGUUUCCGAGAGUUCUCCGACCACUGUAAAGAAGAGAAUAGUGUCUGGAGUCCAGCCGACAGGUUCUAUCCACCUGGGGAAUUAUCUCGGUGCCAUACGAAACUGGAUUACAUUACAGAAUACAUACGAUACUCUCUUUUUCAUUGUGGACCUCCAUGCGAUUACAUUACCGUAUGAUGCACAACAAUUAUCCAGGGCAACGAGGGAUACAGCAGCUCUUUAUUUGGCAUGUGGAGUUGACACCUCGAAGGCAUCUGUCUUCGUGCAGUCUCAUGUUCGUGCCCAUGUAGAACUGAUGUGGCUUUUAAGUUCUGUAGCACCUGUUGGAUGGCUUAACAGAAUGAUUCAGUUUAAAGAGAAAUCACGCAAGGCGGGGGAUGAAAAUGUUGGUGUUGCUCUCUUGACUUACCCUGUUUUGAUGGCGUCUGAUAUUCUUUUAUAUCAGUCUGACUUUGUCCCAGUCGGUGAAGAUCAAAAGCAGCAUUUGGAGUUGACACGUGAGCUGGCUGAGCGUGUUAAUAAUUUAUUUGGAGGACGGAAAUGGAAAAAAUUAGGAGGGAGAGGAGGUGCACUUUUCAAGGUCCCUGAGCCUCUUAUACCACCAGUUGGAGCUCGAGUGAUGUCCCUUACUGAUGGUUGUUCCAAGAUGUCCAAAUCGGCGCCUUCUGAUCAGUCGCGGAUAAAUCUUCUUGACCCAAAAGAUGUAAUAGCUAACAAGAUAAAGAGGUGCAAAACAGACUCAUUUCCAGGCAUGGAAUUUGAUAAUCCAGAAAGGCCUGAGUGCAAUAAUCUUCUCUCAAUAUAUCAGCUCAUAUCGGGAAAGACAAAAGAGGAAGUUGCACAAGAAUGCCAAGAUAUGAACUGGGGCACAUUUAAGUCACUCCUGGCUGACGCGUUGAUUGAUCAUCUGUAUCCUAUCCAGGUUCGCUACGAGGAAAUCAUUUCUGAUGCAGCUUAUUUGGAUGGAAUUUUGGCAGAAGGUGCCACGAAAGCUUCAGAUAUAGCUGAUACUACUCUCAAUAAUGUUUAUCAGGCUAUGGGAUUCUUGCGGAGAUGAGCAGAACCGAUGCUGCAGGAAGAAUCCAUGUGAAAAGACCAGUAAGAUAGAGACUUAAAGUUUACUUUGGAUGAUGGAUGACCACCCCCCCCCACACAACUUUUUUCGGAGUAUAACAACCAUAAGCAUAUUCUUGAUGAGUGGAAAGUUAUUUAACGGAAAGGCCUCGAAUAUUAAUUGAUGUUGUUGCCUCUGUCCAGAUAGGUGUAUUUUUCAUUCAAUAUAAUUUUGUGAUUUUGCCUCUUUUAAAAUGUAUUAAAAUGUAGUAUAAUGUGACUAUCCGAUGAUUAAUAUUUUCUUUUCUUCCUACAA